CCGUAAAGAGACAGUACUAGCUACCAGUAUCUUUCCUACCAUGGAGCUGUCAAAAGGAGAUGUGAUGCUUUCUCCAUAAAUAAAACAACUUGAACAGGAGACAGUAUGGCCAGAUGCAGCAGAAGAAGUCGAUACUUUUGGUAUGUUUGAAGUGUUUGUUGUCGCCUGUGAACAUUAUUAUCAUCUCCUGGCUUGUAAUAUUAACCUUAUUGGUCUUUCCUUUCUCAUGGAUGUUGGGGAUGCCCAUGGCUGCAUUGAGGUGAUGUCCCAAGAAGCCUUUACAGAAAGUCGAGGGAAGAGGUAUGGCCCCAAGCAAUGGUCCAUCAUUACCAAGCAUCUGCACGGGCGUAUCGGCAAGCAGUGCCGGGAGCGCUGGCACAACCACCUUAACCGGACUCAGGAGGAGGACCAGAUCAUAUACGCUGCUCACAAACGUAUCUGGAACCUCUGGACCGAGGAAUCUAAGCUGCUGCCUGGCAGGAGAGACAACUCUAUUAGAAUCACUGGAACUCCACCAUGCGUAGGAAGGUGGAGCACGAGGUCUACCUGCAGGAUGUCACGACACAGAUCGACAAGACCAAGGCUCCCAUCAAGAGAAGGACCAAGUCCUCCUGCUCCUCUAGGGACUCCUGCGGAGCCAGAAUCAUUAUGCCAUGAUUAUCCCCACAAAGAUUUCAGGAUAUUCCCUUGGCUUGUUGGAUGGCCAGUAUAUGGAAAGUGUUCCUGAAACUGAUUACUUUGUCCCAGCUGCAUGUACCCCCGGAGUCAUUCACUGACCAAUAAAGAGCAGAGAAUUAAGGAACUCAAGCAGCUCCUUAUGGCAUCUGAGAGCAAAGUCGGGAAUCGGGCAGCUUCCUGUGUAAGACAGA
Oncorhynchus gorbuscha (pink salmon) is the source of this 869-nucleotide messenger RNA. RefSeq names its product transcriptional activator Myb-like. Bases 143 to 727 code for a protein of 194 amino acids. Gene Ontology annotation, molecular function: RNA polymerase II cis-regulatory region sequence-specific DNA binding; DNA-binding transcription factor activity, RNA polymerase II-specific. The record is from RefSeq and is a predicted model, not a curated record. Gene Ontology annotation, biological process: mitotic cell cycle; positive regulation of transcription by RNA polymerase II. Gene Ontology annotation, cellular component: nucleus. The transcript is spliced from 6 exons. NCBI's taxonomy places the organism in Eukaryota, Metazoa, Chordata, Actinopteri, Salmoniformes, Salmonidae.